AUGGCUGUUGCUACAAUAAAGUGUGUGGUCGUCGGCGAUGGUGCUGUCGGCAAAACAUGUCUACUGAUAUCAUACACGACCAACAAGUUUCCCUCUGAAUACGUCCCCACCGUCUUCGAUAAUUAUGCCGUCACGGUAAUGAUUGGCGAUGAACCCUAUACCCUCGGUCUUUUCGAUACUGCCGGUCAAGAAGAUUAUGAUCGCCUUCGUCCGCUAUCUUACCCUCAAACGGACGUAUUCCUCGUCUGCUUUAGCGUCACGUCUCCUGCAUCGUUCGAGAAUGUCCGAGAAAAGUGGUUUCCGGAGGUGCAUCAUCACUGCCCUGGCGUACCGUGCCUUAUAGUCGGCACACAGACAGAUCUCAGAGAUGACCCGAGUGUGAGGGAGAAGCUUUCCAAACAACGAAUGCUGCCCGUGAAGAAAGAGGACGGUGAGCGGAUGGCGAAAGAUCUAGGUGCUGUCAAAUAUGUAGAGUGCUCGGCGUUGACUCAAUACAAAUUGAAGGACGUCUUCGACGAGGCUAUUGUCGCAGCGCUGGAGCCGCCGCCAAAACAUCCGAAGAAAGAUCGGAAAGGCCACAGCAAAUGUAUCAUUCUUUGA
Bacidia gigantensis is the source of this 600-nucleotide messenger RNA. RefSeq names its product Rho GTPase (gene CDC42). Gene Ontology annotation, molecular function: GTPase activity; GTP binding. Bases 1 to 600 code for a protein of 199 amino acids. Gene Ontology annotation, biological process: small GTPase-mediated signal transduction. The transcript is spliced from 4 exons. The record is from RefSeq and is a predicted model, not a curated record. Lineage: Eukaryota; Fungi; Ascomycota; Lecanoromycetes; Lecanorales; Ramalinaceae.